Molecule: messenger RNA, 2603 nt
Organism: Hemibagrus wyckioides
Lineage: Eukaryota; Metazoa; Chordata; Actinopteri; Siluriformes; Bagridae
Gene: pck2
Product: phosphoenolpyruvate carboxykinase 2 (mitochondrial)
Exons: 10
Coding region: 299-2206 (635 amino acids)
Biological process (GO): cellular response to insulin stimulus; gluconeogenesis; propionate catabolic process
Cellular component (GO): cytosol; mitochondrion
Molecular function (GO): GTP binding; phosphoenolpyruvate carboxykinase (GTP) activity; manganese ion binding
Source: RefSeq, a predicted model, not a curated record
ACGAGCCCGAACAAAGUGAAAUGCGCGAGCUUGUGGACUUUUCUCCGAGACGUGAGAGCACGUUAGUUAGUGGACGUGGCCAAGUCCAUCAGCCCACAAACGUGAUUUCACGUCUUGCAGGCUACGUGAGUGAUUGCAGGAGGUGUGCAGAGUGCAAGGUUCUCUAACCGUUUGGACUUCUGUCUCGGGACAGCGCGCGCAUAUAUGAGCGAGGAGCUCCGGGAUUCCACAGCACGAGCUCUUAAACUCUUCACUCGGGAUCUGAUCGGUGAACUGUGAGGUCUGCAACACUCCCGACAUGUCGUCUCUGUUGGUUGGGAGUCUGAAAAGAUGGGAUGUUUUGGGAGCCGCAGUCGGGGUUCGCUCGCUGGCCAGCGUCCCCUCUCUCCCCAAAGCCGUGGCUGAGUUCGUGUCGGACGCCGUGGCUGAAUGCAAACCGGCUCGAGUGCACGUGGUGACCGGCACGGCCCAGGAGACCUCGGACAUCCUGGCCGGCUUGGAAAAAGAAGGCAUGGUGAAAAAGUUACCCAAGUAUGAGAACUGCUGGCUGGCUCGUACCGACCCGAAAGACGUGGCUCGUGUGGAGAGCAAGACGGUGAUCGUCACUAAGCAUCAGAGAGACACGGUUCCCAUCCCCAGCAACGGCGUGAAGAGUCAGCUGGGCAGCUGGAUGAGCGAGAGUGAUUUCCAGAAAGCCAGAGAGGAACGAUUCCCUGGCAGCAUGUCAGGUCGGACCAUGUACGUGAUCCCAUUCAGCAUGGGUCCGGUGAACUCCUCUCUAGCAAAGUUUGGCGUUCAGUUGACGGAUUCUCCGUAUGUAGUGGCCAGCAUGGGAAUAAUGACCCGCAUGGGUACGCCGGUCCUGGAGAAACUGGCGGAGGGGGCGGAGUUUGUUCGUUGCCAGCACUCGUUGGGUCGACCUCUGCCACUUAAAGCUCCUUUGAUAAAUCAGUGGCCUUGCAAUCCAGACAAGGUGCUGAUCUCCCAUCUCCCGGAUAGCAGGCAGAUCCUGUCAUUCGGAAGCGGCUACGGCGGGAAUUCCCUGCUGGGAAAGAAGUGUUUUGCGCUCCGUAUUGCCUCUCGUAUUGCCAAAGAUGAAGGCUGGCUAGCUGAACAUAUGCUGAUUCUGGGAAUCACGAAUCCUCAGGGUGUGAAGCGGUACAUUGCGGCUGCUUUCCCAAGUGCUUGUGGCAAAACCAACCUGGCUAUGAUGAAGCCGACGCUGCCAGGUUGGAAGGUGGAGUGUGUGGGAGACGAUAUUGCCUGGAUGAAGUUCGACAGUCAGGGUAAACUCAGAGCCAUCAACCCGGAGAACGGCUUCUUCGGUGUAGCUCCUGGUACAUCUAUGAAGACCAACCCUUAUGCCAUGGAAACCAUUUCAAAGAACACGAUAUUCACAAACGUGGGCGAGACAAGUGACGGCGGCGUUUGGUGGGAGGGUCUCGAACCGCCGGCGCCUGGAAUCUCUCUGAAUGACUGGCAUGGAAAUUUAUGGAAGCCUGGUGAUUCCAAACCGUGUGCACACCCCAACUCGAGGUUCUGUACCCCCGCCGCCCAGUGUCCCAUCAUGGACCCCAUGUGGGAGAGCGACGAAGGAGUGCCAAUUGACGCCAUCGUAUUUGGUGGCCGGAGACCAGAAGGAGUGCCGCUAGUGUAUGAAUCGUUCAACUGGCGACAUGGAGUGUUUGUUGGUGCUGCCAUGAGAUCGGAAUCCACAGCAGCUGCAGAACAUAAAGGUAAAGUGGUCAUGCACGACCCCUUCGCUAUGCGUCCGUUCUUCGGCUACAACUUUGGCGACUACCUGAGCCACUGGCUGAGCAUGGAGACGAGGAAGGGACCCACGCAGCUUCCCAAGAUCUUCCACGUCAACUGGUUCCGGAGAGAUCCGCAGACCAAGUCCUUCCUGUGGCCCGGCUUCGGAGAGAACUCCCGAGUGCUCGAAUGGAUCUUCCGCCGCUGCGAACGCACCAGCGAGGACGAGGCGGCCAGAAAAAGCGCCAUAGGAUGGUUGCCUCAAGAGGGCGCCAUCAACACACAAGGCCUGAGCGAUAAAGUCGAUAUGGAGGCGCUUUUUGACGUUCCUAAACCUUUCUGGCAAAAAGAAGUCCAAGAGAUAAAAGCCUACUUCACACAGCAGGUGGGCGUCGACCUGCCCAAGCAGCUAGAGGCGGAGCUACAGGCUCUCGAGGAGAGAGUCAGGGAUUGAUGGACAAGAACUUGAUGUUUUUAUUAUACACUACUUUGAAAUGUUUGCUGUAUCGUGUUUGAGCAUGAGUUGGGGAAGUAACCAAUCGUUUAAGCUACAAUCUUUCAAUCUUGCAAUAAUAAUAAUAAUAAGGACAGUAAUGAUUAUAAAAUAAUAAUAAUAAUAAUAAUAAUAAUGAAAUACACCAGCCACAUAAAGCUAAGACUUAGUCACUGUAACUCAUUGGUCAAUUGUCUUGAUGGGUUACAAAAAAAAAAAUCUUGAGUUGUGUUGACAAAUGUACAUGCAGUAAUGGGCAUGAUCAAAGACAUUGGACCAAAAAAAACUGUUUAGGAGACAUAUGAAACGGUUGUGAAUGUAUUUACCUGACCUGACUGAAUAAACCAGUGAAAAUCUC